Molecule: messenger RNA, 2145 nt
Organism: Cynoglossus semilaevis (tongue sole)
Lineage: Eukaryota; Metazoa; Chordata; Actinopteri; Pleuronectiformes; Cynoglossidae
Gene: ints11
Product: integrator complex subunit 11
Exons: 17
Coding region: 161-1966 (601 amino acids)
Biological process (GO): snRNA processing
Cellular component (GO): nucleus
Molecular function (GO): RNA endonuclease activity
Source: RefSeq, a predicted model, not a curated record
AGUUUAAGAUGGACGCCAUAUCCGCUUCACAUGUUCACAACAAAUGAAAUAUUGAGUGUUCCUUUGAAGAUAAAUAGUAAUUCAUUGGAAAUAGUACAUGUCGACUAUUAUGUGUGCAUUUCUUUUUUAGAUGUUUACGGCUCAGUCUUGACGAAAUAGAAUGCCUGAAAUAAACGUAACACCGCUUGGUGCUGGCCAAGAUGUUGGGCGCAGCUGCAUCCUGGUUUCCAUUGGUGGAAAGAACAUUAUGUUAGAUUGUGGGAUGCACAUGGGAUACAAUGAUGAUAGACGUUUCCCAGACUUCUCCUACAUCACCCAGAAUGGACGCCUGACAGAGUUCUUGGACUGUGUGAUCAUCAGCCAUUUUCACCUGGAUCACUGUGGUGCUCUGCCUUACAUGAGUGAGAUGGUGGGUUAUGAUGGUCCUAUCUACAUGACACAUCCCACCAAGGCUAUCUGUCCAAUACUGCUGGAAGACUUUCGAAAGAUCACAGUUGACAAAAAGGGAGAAACCAAUUUUUUCACCUCACAGAUGAUCAAGGACUGCAUGAAAAAAGUGGUGCCGCUGAACCUUCACCAAACUGUACAGGUGGAUGAUGAGCUAGAGAUCAAGGCGUACUAUGCAGGCCAUGUCCUGGGAGCUGCCAUGGUUCAAAUCAAAGUGGGAUUAGAGUCAGUGGUUUAUACUGGAGACUAUAACAUGACACCAGACAGACAUUUGGGAGCUGCAUGGAUCGAUAAGUGUCGCCCAGAUAUCCUCAUCUCGGAGUCGACAUACGCCACCACCAUCCGUGAUUCGAAGAGAUGCAGAGAGAGAGACUUUUUGAAGAAAGUGCAUGAGACCAUAGAAAGAGGAGGAAAGGUUCUCAUCCCUGUUUUUGCACUUGGACGAGCGCAGGAACUGUGUAUUCUGCUGGAAACAUUUUGGGAGAGAAUGAACCUAAAGGCCCCCAUCUACUUUUCCACCGGGCUGACAGAGAAAGCCAACCAUUACUACAAACUUUUUAUUACGUGGACGAACCAGAAGAUCCGAAAAACCUUCGUACAGAGGAACAUGUUUGAAUUCAAGCACAUCAAGGCUUUUGACCGCUCCUACGCUGACAACCCUGGACCUAUGGUGGUGUUUGCUACACCAGGGAUGCUUCAUGCCGGUCAGUCUUUGCAGAUCUUUAAGAAAUGGGCCGGUAAUGAGAAGAACAUGGUGAUUAUGCCUGGAUACUGUGUACAAGGAACAAUUGGUCAUAAGAUCUUAAAUGGACAGAAAAAACUAGAGAUGGAAGGGAGAGCAACGUUGGAUGUGAAGCUACAGGUGGAGUACAUGUCAUUCAGCGCCCAUGCAGAUGCUAAAGGCAUCAUGCAACUCAUUCGCAUGGCAGAGCCUCGUAACAUGCUGCUGGUACAUGGCGAAGGUGCCAAGAUGGAGUUUCUCAAGGGCAAGAUUGAGCAGGAGUUCAGUAUUGACUGUUACAUGCCAGCGAAUGGCGAGACUGUAACUGUAAAAACAAACCCCAGUGUUCCUGUGGAUAUCUCACUCAACCUGCUCAAGAGGGAGAUGGCUCUCGGAGGUCCUCUGCCUGAUCCCAAAAAACCUCGCCCCAUGCACGGAACUCUGAUUAUGAAAGAAAAUAGCUUGAAGCUGGUUUCAUCAGAACAGGCUCUGAAGGAACUCGGCCUCAACGAACACCAGCUGCGAUUCACAUGUCGUGUGCAGCUCCAGGACCCACACAGUGACGCUGACACACUCCAUAGAAUCUACACACACUUGAAAGGCUUAUUGAAAGGUUACAGUAUCCAGCACCUCCCUGAUGGCACCGUCAUGGUGGAGUCCAUCGUCAUCAAGGUGUCGUCCUCCUCUGAAGACACCAACACCAAAGUGUUGCUGCUGUCGUGGAGUUAUCAGGAUGAAGACCUGGGCAGUUACUUGUCAAAUCUGCUGAAAAAAGGCCUUCCAUCUGGACUGUGCUGAAAGACAUAAAAGAAAAACAUUCAACAUUCAAAGCAAUUCUUGCACCACCAGCAGGGGAACCAUGAACUUCAGGAGAUGACCAACAAAUCAUUUUACACUUCCAUCUCUUGUUAAAAAAUAAUGCAUAAAAUAUCUGGGCAUCAGUUUCUGACACAAUGUGAAUAAAGGUUUUUUUUUAU